Larimichthys crocea (large yellow croaker) is the source of this 1729-nucleotide messenger RNA. RefSeq lists its product as uncharacterized. The transcript has 6 exons. The coding region runs from base 400 to 1035 and encodes 211 amino acids. Lineage: Eukaryota; Metazoa; Chordata; Actinopteri; Sciaenidae. The record is from RefSeq and is a predicted model, not a curated record.
CAUUAUUCAUUCCGUCUCCGUUUUUUCUUGUGCCAUCUGAAGACAUCUUCUGACUGUAUUUGGGUGGUCCAUUGUCACAGGCUAAUAAUCUUUCUCUUUGACUCCACUGAUGCAUGGCCUUACACAUGCAGGAGCUUUCUUUUGAUGGGGAGUAACCCGAUUCCCAAGGCAACUGUUGCCACCGCAAAACACUCAGUGAAUGCACAGGCAUGUCACGGUUUAAUCUCUAACUAGUGCGACACAUUAAUCUUUUGUUUAAAGUUGUGUUAUGAUUUAUUGCUAAGACAAUUGCAACUUAAAGAAGAAAAUUAAAUCGUGUAGGAUUUGACAGUUUGGAAAGUUUCAUUCCACAAAGAUUGGACUUGUCUGGUGGGCGAACAGAAGAACCUCAACUACAAAAUGAAACUACCAGCCAUCACUAUAGCUUCCACACCAGUGUGUAUUCCUCGCGACACCACUCCUGUCCAGCAGAGUCGCCGCAUGAUGGUCACUCCACUGACAUUUCCCAUCAUCUCAGACUCUGCACGGCUAAGGACGAGCACUCAGAUUAUUCCAAGACUGAACCCUUUACAUCCACCUAUGGUCCAUAAACGCACGGUCAGUCUGGAGACGCCAGCUGUUCACCACCACAACCACCAGAGGGCACUAAUCUUGCAGAGGAGAGAGCAUUACAGGUAUCAUCAAGUGUGGCGAAAACCCUUUUAUGGAACCACCACUGAGAGAGAAGAGUACAGGAAGGAGUUACGAGAACAAUUAAAGAGGCAGAUGGAGGAAAAAUGUGUAGCACUAAAGCUGCAGCUGGCCUGUAAAGUGAAAGAAGCAGAAUAUGUCCAAAAGGUGGACUGCCUGGCCCUGUCCAGUGACAGAGAGCAAAGGAUCCAGCACGGCAAAGCAAUGACAGCUUACAGAGAUGAGAACAAGAGGCUAAUGGAGCAGAGCUGGAGGGACAGAGCACUAACGCGCUCCCAGGAGGCCAUGAAGGAGAGAGAGCUGCUGUGCCUCAACCCCAUUAACUGGAGUGGAACGCUGAAAUAGGUUGAAUCUCAACAUCCAGAGUCAAAAUUUAAAAGUCAGGCCUUGCUGUAGCACUUUGGCAUGCAUGAAGAUGGAACAUGACGUAUGUAGUGUAUGUAAUUAGUGCUGUGAUGGGCAUUGAAGGAACUUUACAGGGAUAUUUCUAGAAUUUUCUGAACUGGGAAGAUGAUGCUCUUCACUUUUCGUUCUUCACUUGCCUGCCAACAUCUCUGUUGAUAGUUUCAGGUUUGAUAUGCUAGUAGUGGCUACUGUAGCUAAAAGCAAAGAGGAGGAGCAAGCUGCAGACACAGCUCCCUCAGGCGUGACAAAGGAAGCACAUUUUUUCACUUAUGCAGAAACACUUAUGGGAACUAUAUACAGACUUCAAUUUCCUUGUCAUUGACUUCCUCCAUGCCCUGUAAUUUACCAUUCAACGAUUAUUUCCCACAAGCUGAGAUGUUUUUCCUCAUUGUUUAUGUGAAGAGCAGAGUAAGCAUGAGAACAUAAAAUUAAACAAAUCUAAUAAAAAAACGUGACAGAGUGAGAGACCUUUUAUUGUAAAGCAAACAUUUAUGAGUAAUGACUUGAAAACUUUCGCCACACUAGUAAAACCAAAGAUAAAUCAGAUGGACGGGUAAAAAGUGAAGUGUCAGUGGCUUUCUAACAUGAUGCUACUGUAUCUGCAAAAUAACAUUUGAACCGAUAAAAAAAAAAA